AUGGGAGAUGGAACACAACAGCAAGCAACAAAGCCAACACAAUCCAGAACAACCCAACAACUGGCUAGCAGCAUCAGUAUCUCUCCCACCGCCAUGAAAGAUCUCUCCCUCAGAUCCCACCACGACGAAUCCGAGCGCGAAGGACCGGGUGAACAUGUGGAUCUUGCCAAGCAACACAAGAAACUGCUCAACUACUACGAUGAUGUCUCUGUCUACCCAAUCCAGGAAGCCCGCUUUAGUCAAACUUACUUGGCCCGCCACAAGAAAAGUGGAGAAUAUCGUUCUGUCAUGAUUCUACCACGCAAAAAAAUUCCUCCCCAUGUCAUUAAGAAACAAAUUGACGGCUACCAACAAUUGCUGCAUCCCAACAUUCUCCACUUGUACGAGACGCUGGAAGAUCGCAAAAAUACCUAUUUCAUCAUGGAUCGAUUGGAUCAUCCCAACAUUUACGAGGUCAUUCCCAAAAUCUACCCCGAUUCCAGCAAAUUUGACCAAGUCCAAGUGGCCUUGUUGAUUCGCAUCAUUUUGCGCGCCCUGCAAUACUGCCAUGCACGAGGAUUCGCCCACACGGCACUGUCCUAUCACAACAUUUUGGUCGAUCCCAAACGCGGAUCCUUGCGGGGUCUGUACAUUGCCGGAUUUGGACAUGCCGUCAUGAAUAGAGAAAUGGAUGCCAUUUACAAACACCAGUCGCAAUUGCAUCGUCGCAUUGAAGAAGAUGAUGACGACAACAACAAUGACGACAGUAGUAGUAAUAGUGACGAUGGUGAAGACAGCGACAACAAUAACAACAAGACGGUGAUUGAAAUGGCCCCCAACGAUCUCUUUGCCGCUCCCGAAACACGCGCGGGGGACUUGUCCGUAUUUGAAGAACCCAGCGAUAUUUGGGCCGUCGGGAUCAUUACCUUUCAAUUAUUGACACGACAUCAUCCCUUUGAAGACCCGCACGUGAGACCCCGCAAAUUUCGAGAUUUGGAAUGGGUCGACAAUUUCUUUGCCACGCAUCCCUAUUUGGAACGAGUGUCACCAUCCGCACGAGACUUUGUCAAGCAAUUAAUGACCUACAAAGAUACGGAUCGAAUUACGGCAACGCAAGCUUUGGAACAUGAAUGGUUGCGUGAGGUGGAUCAAGUCAAAGGUACCGAGCGAAAAGAGGCUCUUCAGGAUUGUUUGUCCAACUUGCAAAACUUUGACGCCAAGAACAAAUUGGAGCAGGCAGCACGACUUUACAUUGCCAGCAAUUUACUCUAUGGCACCAGCGCCAAACGGAGCCUCGAUAGCGUCUUUCAUCAUUUGGACAAAGUUCUAGUCGAUGGUGUCAUAUCCCGUGACGAACUCAAAGUAGCCCUGGAAAAAGCUCACGGAAAGGGCAAGAGUGCCAAGGUGCAACAGCUACUUACCAAUACGUUUGACCGCGUCGAUGUCAACAAGGACGGGGUCAUUGAGUAUGCCGAGUUCAUGGCUGCGGCAGCCGACGAUUCCCUCUUGCUGACGCGGGAGAACCUACGAGAAACAUUUGACAACUUUGAUGUCAGCAAGACGGGGACGAUCACUGUGGACGAUCUCAAGGCACUGUGCAACCGAAACGAAAAGAUCAUGUCCAAGCGAGAUGCGAGGAAGCUCAUGCGCCAAGUGGAUCUGGACGGAGAUGGAGAAAUCACGUUUGCAGAGUUUUGCGCACUCAUGCAAGGUUAA
This is a messenger RNA of Seminavis robusta, 1695 nucleotides long. The record is from the annotation of a GenBank genome assembly. Lineage: Eukaryota; Bacillariophyta; Bacillariophyceae; Naviculales; Naviculaceae.